This is a messenger RNA of Parus major (Great Tit), 796 nucleotides long. RefSeq names its product olfactory receptor 14J1-like. The coding region runs from base 1 to 756 and encodes 251 amino acids. Lineage: Eukaryota; Metazoa; Chordata; Aves; Passeriformes; Paridae. Gene Ontology annotation, molecular function: olfactory receptor activity. Gene Ontology annotation, cellular component: membrane. Gene Ontology annotation, biological process: G protein-coupled receptor signaling pathway. The transcript is spliced from 3 exons. The record is from RefSeq and is a predicted model, not a curated record.
AUGUCAGCAGCCCCCACUGAGGCCAUCCCUGCCCAGAGACCGUGGGGGAAUGGGCAGACAAGGAGAGCGUCCCUGGGGCUGGGGAAGCAGAACUCAGAGGCACCAGGGGCUCCAGACCGACUAAAAGAACCACAUCACGAAUCCCACCUUGCGGAUUGUGACACCAUCAUGUGCUACGACCGCUACGUGUCCAUCUGCAAACCCCUGCACUACGAGACCCUCCUGGGCAGCAGAGCUUGUGCCCACAUGGCAGCAGCUGCCUGGGCCAGUGCCUUUCUCUGUUCACUGCUGCACACGGCCAAUACAUUUUCCCUGCCCCUGUGCCAUGGCAAUGUCCUGGGCCAGUUCUUCUGUGAAAUCCCACACAUCCUCAAGCUCUCCUGCUCCAAAUCCUCUCUCGGGGAACUUGGGCUCAUUGCAGUCAGUGUCUGUUUGGUAUUUGGUUGUUUUGUGUUCAUUGUUUUCUCCUAUGUGCAGAUCUUCAGGGCUGUGCUGAGGAUCCCCUCUGAGCAAGGACAGCACAAAGCCUUUUCCACCUGCCUCCCUCACCUGACUGUGGUCUCCCUGUUCCUCAGCACUGUUAUGUUUGCUCACUUGAAGCCCCACUCCAUCUCCUCCCCAUCCCUGGAUCUGGCAGUGUCAGUUCUGUACUCGGUGGUGCCUCCAGCCCUGACCCCCCUCAUCUACAGCCUGAGGAACCAGGAGCUCAAGGCUGCAGUGUGGAGAAUGAUGACUGGAUCAUUUCAGAAACAUUAAACUGCUGGCCAAUUCCUGCAAAUCACUUGUAAUAAAACUU